This is a messenger RNA of Hibiscus syriacus, 2092 nucleotides long. RefSeq names its product vacuolar protein 8-like. NCBI's taxonomy places the organism in Eukaryota, Viridiplantae, Streptophyta, Magnoliopsida, Malvales, Malvaceae. The record is from RefSeq and is a predicted model, not a curated record. Gene Ontology annotation, molecular function: protein binding. The transcript has a single exon.
UUCAGCCGUCGUUUUAACCAUGGUCACUGUGACCGGAAUGUACUUCGUCUUACUGACUUGUCCCUGUUAUGUAAUGUUCCAAAAUGUCAGCCCUGUAAAUGUACAAUAAAAUAAAGUCCCAAAUUUUGUCUUCAGUUGUAAACAUAAAGAUAACUACAGAUAUGGUGUCACUGCCUCCUCCCUGUCUCUCUCUAGUCUUCUGAUAAGAUCACCUCUUCUUCUCAGAUUGCUUUCUUCAAAGGGAAAUCCUUUUUGAAAAAGAAAAUGAAGUAAGCUUGCUUCAAAAUUUUUGUUAAAGAAGGCGGCAAAAUGGGGGAAGAAGAGCAAAACCAGAACUCAACAGAAUCUUUCACGACAACGAAAUCCAGUCUCAGGCAGGCCAUUGAGGUUAUAUCUUCUUCGAUUUCUCUUUCUCAUUCUAUCAAAGUUUUCACUGUUAAAUGGCAACGUAUUCGGAAGAAGCUAGAAGAGUUAAGCUCCGGCUUAAUGGCAGUCGAAAACUGUGAUUCAAACCAACAUACAUCAGUCUUUUCUGGCUUGGUUCCCUCCGUUUUGGCCACUGUAAAUGAGUGUCAUAAUCUGGCAAGAAGCUGUGUGGAUCUUUCCUACAGCGGAAAGCUCUUGAUGCAAAGUGACCUAGAUGUGAUGAUUGCAAAAUUCGACAGCCAUUUAAAGAAUCUUUCCAGGAUUUACACUGCCGGGAUUCUGAGUCAGGGUUUUGAGAUUGUGGUUUCAAGGCCUGGUCUUGGAGCUUGCAAAGAUGACAUGAGGUUUUACAUUGGAGAUCUGUUGACAAGAAUGAAGAUAGGCGAUAUAGAAAUGAAAAGGCAAGCCUUGGUUAAUUUAUACCAAGUUGUGGAUGAAGAUGAGCGGUAUGUUAAACUUGUAGUGGAAGUUUGUGACCUUGUGAAUGUGAUAGUAAUCUUUCUCGAUUCACCAGAGAUGGAGAUUCAAGAGGAGGCUUCGAAGAUCGUGUCCUUAAUAUCUGGGUUUGAUAUGUGUAAGGGGGUUUUGGUUGGUUCUGGGGUUAUCGGGCCUUUGGUUCGAGUUCUGGAAAAUGGCAGUGAUUUGGGUAAAGAAGGAGCUGCUAGGUGUCUUCAGAGAUUGACUGCAAAUUUAGACAAUGCAUGGUCGGUUUCAGCUCAUGGUGGGGUGACUGCCCUUUUGAAGAUAUGUUCAAGCGGUGAGCUUAGAGGGGAAUUACUUGACCUUUCUUGUGGGUUGCUGAGGAAUCUUGUGGGUGUUGAAGAGAUUAAGAGGUUCAUUGUUGAAAAAGGUGCCAUUGCGACUUUUAUCAAGCUUGCGAGUUCGAGAGAAGAAAUCGUGCAGAUAAAUUCAAUUGAGUUCCUUCAAAAUAUAGCUUUUGGGGAUGAGUCGGUUCGUCAAAUGGUGGUUAGAGAAGGAGGAAUUCGUGCAUUGGUAUGCGUUUUGGAUCCGAGAUCAUCGACAUCUUCGAAGACAAGAGAAGUAGCAUUGAGGGUAAUUGAGAAGCUAUGUUUCUCUUCACAGAAUUGCAUAAAUAUGUUGAUGAAUUAUGGGUUUAUGGAUCAAUUAUUCUUCUUCCUACGCAAUGGUGAGGUUUUGGUUCAAGAAUCGGCACUAAAGGUAACGUCUAGGCUUUGUGAAACAUCAGAAGAGGCUAAAAAGGCAAUGGGGAAUGCUGGUUUCAUGCCUGAGCUUGUCAAAUUGCUCGAUGCAAAGUCAUAUGACGUGAGAGAAAUGGCAACCAAGGCACUCUCUAACUUGGUCUCAGUUCCGAAAAAUCGAAAACGAUUUGUUUAAGACGAUCGGAACAUAGGUUAUCUCCUUCAAUUGCUUGAUCAAGAGGCAGGCAUAUCAAGUAACAGAAAGCUCUUACUCUCUAUACUAAUGUCAUUGACAAGUUGCAAUAGUGGAAGAAGAAAAAUUGCCAGUUCGGGAUAUCUAAAGAACAUAGAAAAACUUGCUGAAGCUGAAGUUACUGAUGCCAAAAGACUUGUCAGGAAGUUAUCUGCCAACAGAAUUCGUAAUAUUCUAAGUAUAUUCUGGCAUUCUUAUAUGUAAUUCUUUUUUGUUUUGCUUACUGUAUAUCUGCAUAAGUGCUUUGCAAGUC